This is a messenger RNA of Vicia villosa (hairy vetch), 708 nucleotides long. RefSeq lists its product as uncharacterized. NCBI's taxonomy places the organism in Eukaryota, Viridiplantae, Streptophyta, Magnoliopsida, Fabales, Fabaceae. The transcript has 2 exons. Bases 1 to 708 code for a protein of 235 amino acids. The record is from RefSeq and is a predicted model, not a curated record.
AUGGUGAAUUAUGAGGAUUUUGCAGGUUUGAAUUGUUGUAGCAUUAAAGUUACAGUGAUUUGUGGAUCUGUGAUGAUGAAUUUCGAAGCUGCAGUUGAUGUGGUGGUUGAACGGCGAUUUGAGGACGAUUUUCUAAAUUGUGAAAUGUUGGUUUGUGGAAGAAGGUUGAAGGAGUCAAAUAACUUGGUUGAGUUGACAAUAGAUGAACUUCAAAGCAGCCUUUUGGUUCAUGAACAAAGAAUGAAUCUUCAUAUAGGAGACACUAGAGAUGAGAAAGCAUUGAAGGUUUCACAUGAAGAGCAACAUGGAGGAAGAGGUACAGGUAGAGAUUUUAGUUGGGGUAGAGGCAAAGGCCAAGGUAGAGGAAGACAGUUACCAAACAAAGCCACAAUGGAAUGUUUUAAAUGUCAUAAACUAGGGCCUUUCCAAUAUGAAUACCCAAGAUGGAAGGAAAGUGCAAAUUAUGCUAAAAUUGAUAAAGAAAAGAUGUUGCUUAUGUCUUUUGUUGAAGCUAACAAUUCAAAACAAAAAGAUGCGUGGUUUCUCGACUCCGGUUGUAGCAAUUACAUGUGUGGAAACAAGCAGUGGUUUUAUUUUAUUAAUGAAUAUUUCAAACACUCAGUAAAGCUUGGCAAUGAUUCCAAAAUGGAAGUAAUGAGAAAGGGAACAUUCGACUUGAGAUCAAUGGGUAGUUCAAGUAGUCACUGA